Molecule: messenger RNA, 4755 nt
Organism: Pristis pectinata (smalltooth sawfish)
Lineage: Eukaryota; Metazoa; Chordata; Chondrichthyes; Rhinopristiformes; Pristidae
Gene: setd4
Product: SET domain containing 4
Exons: 10
Coding region: 290-1618 (442 amino acids)
Biological process (GO): peptidyl-lysine monomethylation; positive regulation of transcription by RNA polymerase II; peptidyl-lysine trimethylation
Molecular function (GO): transcription coactivator activity; protein binding; histone H3K36 methyltransferase activity
Source: RefSeq, a predicted model, not a curated record
UGCACAUGGGCUGGGGACGCCCUGGUGCUGACGGCCGGAACCUCUGCAAAAGUUCUUGGAUCGCAAGGUUCAAUUCUUACACAGUCUUUGCACAAUGGAUUGUGAAUAGUUGGAGGUUGAAUCCUAGCAAACGGGCGGUUAUAAUUAUUGAUGCAGGCUUCUCUGCCGCGUAUUUUUUUUCUGAUUUCGCCCUGCUUAUAAAUAACAUACUCAUGCUGAAAUAAAUUGGCAGGCGAGGAGGGGCUGGCGUUUACGCAUCGAUGCAAAUUGCUCCUGCUCUUUUACCACCAUGGCCAACAGAAAAGGUCGGGCUCACAGAAGAAGAACGCGUAGAGUGCGCCGCCAGUGCGAGGAGGACGCUGGAGUCAACAUCAGUCACGAGUCGGUGUACGUGCAGCUGAGAAAAUGGUUGAAAAGAAAGGGCUUCACAGACUUCCACUUGGUACCAGCAAGCUUUCCAGGCACUGGCAGAGGACUGAUGACCACCAAAGCUCUUCAGCCUGGAGAACUUGUUAUUGCUUUACCUGAGGAAUGUCUGCUCACCACCAGAACGGUCCUCGGGAGUUAUCUGGGUGAAUACAUUGAGAGAUGGAAACCACGUUUGUCUCCUCUCCAAGCCCUGUGUACGUUCCUCAUCGCCGAGAGACAUUUUGGGAGCCGGUCUCCCUGGAAACCUUACAUCGAUGUCUUACCAAAGUCGUACACCUGCCCAGUUUAUUUUGCAGAGGGUUCAAUAAGACUGCUUCCUGGACCUCUGAUUAAAAGGUUUCGGGAGCAAAAAAAAGUGGUCCAAGAACUCUACCUUACUUCCAAAUGCUUCUUCAAUUCUUUGCAGCCCUUGUUUUCUGAAAGCGUAGAGAAUAUUUUUACGUUCGACGCCCUAUGUUGGGCCUGGUGCAGCGUCAAUACCAGGACAAUUUAUAUGAAGCACGAGCAGAGCAAGUUCUUUUCCAGAGAGCCCGAUGUCUAUGCUUUGGCACCAUACUUAGACCUGCUGAACCACACACCUGCUGCUCAGGUAUCAGCUGCCUUCAACCAGCGAAGUAAAUGUUACGAGAUCAGAACGUUAACAAAAUGCAGGAGAUACGAGCAGGUUUUUAUCUGCUACGGUCCGCAUGACAACCAGCGGCUCCUCUUGGAGUACGGAUUUGUGGCCGGCAGUAACCCACACAGUGUGGUUUAUGUUGACAAAGAUAUUCUUUGCAAUCACCUUUCCCCAAAGGACAAACUGCUGAAUGGAAAGCUGUUAUUCCUGCAGGACCAAGGUCUCUUGGAAAACUUGACUUUUGGAUGUGAUGGACCUUCUUGGCGGCUUCUGACUGCUCUUAAAGUGUUUUGUCUCAGGGCAGAACAAUAUUCACUGAGAAAGAACAUUUCGCUUGGAAUGUAUGUAUCUGAUGAAAAUGAGAGGAGCAGUUUAGAGCUCGCAGAAAGACUCUGUCUCCACCUUAUGAACGAAAACCAGAAGGUGAUGCAACAAUUUUCCAAACAAUCAUAUGAUAGAGCUGAGAUCUCAGAGCAGCUGGAGUUGGUGGCAGCCCUGCGGAGAGAGGAACUUGGGAUACUCCAAGCGUCGGUGGGAGUUCUACAAAAUAUGAAGGCUGCUACUCCCAGCUAACAAUCAGAAUGCACAGUGCUGGCAGUCCUCCCUGUUGUUGGUUUGGAUUUGGACAGCAGGAUUGAACAGCUUUUUGGACCUGGGAUAAACACAUUUGUUGUGCAUUGUGAAUCAGUUUAUAGUUUUAUUUUAGGAGAUUGAUGCUAUAAAUGCUAAUGCUUUUGGGGCUCAGAGACUGGAAAAGAUGAUAUCCCAAACCCUGUUCAUUGCAACUCAAAAACUGAAUGCCCUGCUGCCUCAGGGAAGUCAUAAUGAGAAGUCCGGACCCUUAGCACAAGGAAGGGUGGAAAAUCCAAGGGAGCGGUUGAUGCACAGUGGUCUGGUGCAGUUGCUAUUGGAUACACAGGCUGCUGUUGUGGUUUGAUUACAUUGGAACAAGUGCUAGUGGAUGUUGCUUUGCACUUGCGGUUAAAUCCAUUACUGACUAGUCCCUUCCAUCUACUUAAUAAUUACUUCUAGAGGAAUGUUCCACUUAGUGACAAUCACCAUUUUGUUGAAAGAUGGGCUUCAAAUGCUGGUUCCUACUGUUGAUUAUCAUCUUUUUUAUAAAAAAACAAAAUCUAUUGUACCCAUAGGAGUGAAUCAUUUACUGGUAAUGCCACUAUGAUGUACAUAAUUCGUGUUUCCUUCCUUUCGAUGUGUCAUUAGCAGGUUUAUGCAUGUCCAAAAUAAUGAGCUGCGUAACACUGCUGGCUUAUGUGCAGGAUGACAGGACUACUCUGUGAUAAGUGUGGGAAAGUUAUGCAUUUAGAUUGACCGUACAGAACUCAAGCUACAGUUUAAAGGCACAUUUUGAAUUCUAUUACAUCCAUUUCUAGGUAUGCACAGAUAUACUACAAUACAUCCACAUUAGAUAAUGCAGGAAAUACUCGUGUCAGUGAUGCUACUCGUAAAGGAGAAGCUCCUCUGUACUGCCUGCAGAGAUGGUGAAGGCAGAUUCAAUAACCAUAACAAAAGCAAGUUUCAUCCACCCAUACGACAAGCUGAUUAAAAAAAAAAAUGGGUAUAGCACAGAAGUAGCCUUUUGACCCAUUGUAUCCAUGCCAGCUCUGUACCAGACCUCUUGGGACCAAAGGGAGAGUGCCACAUUACAUCCAAAACUGGAUCAGUAAUGAGGGUAGUGGUUAAUGGUGUGACCAAGGCACAUCUAGAGGAGUUUCACAGGGUUCAAAGGAGGCAUGACAAGUUUGUAGAUGGAAAGAUUUGGCCUUGUGGUUAAGACGAAAGAAUCUUUACACUCGAGGAAGGUAUUAAUGGUCUGAUGAGUUGGGCAGAGAAAAUGUAAAUUGGAAUUUAAUCCAGAGAAGUAGUUGGUAAUAUAUAUGUGAGGUGCAACAAAUCAAGGGAAUAAACAAUAAAUGGGAGGAUAUUGGAUGGAGGAACAGAUGGAUCUUGAAGUAUAGGUGAAUAAAAUGGUUGAAAAGGUACACAGGAUAUUUCCCUUUAUUAACUGUGGCACAGACAUAAGAGCAGGGAGGCUGUGCCAGAAUUUCAUACAAGACUAGUUGGCUGGAGCAUGAGUACUGAUUGUUGUGUUACAGGGAAGAUGUGAUUGCAUGGGAACGCCAGGGCUCGAAAACUGUAGUUAUGAGGAAAGAUGGGAUAAGCCAAGGUUGUUUUCUUUGGAAAAGAGGCUUAAUUGAAGUGCAUAAAUUUAUGAAGGGAUCUAGAUAAAGUUAAAUAGGUCCUUCCUAUUUAGUCCAAAUCUGAUUUUUGACCAGUCUACCUCAAUUGUUGUAGGAAUCAAGAGGGGAGGUGAUGAAAAUGUUUUCACUCAAGGUUUGGUAGGGUUUGGAACUCACUGGCUAAAAGGAUGUUGGAGGCAGAAGUCCUAAACACAGUUAAACAGUAACUGGAUGUGUACCUGAGGAGCUGUGAUCUGCAGGGCCACAAACCUUGUGCAAGAUAAGGUUCGCUUGCUGUUGCACAUUGAACUGAAUGGCUUCUUUUGUAUUGGAAAAUUUUUCUAUCAUUCAAUGAUAUUUGGAAAGAGAAUGAGGGAGAAGAACUAAUUGGUUAGCAGUUUUAAAGAGCUAGAAGAGACCAUGGUUGAAAGCCUUUUUCAAUGUGGUGUGAUUGGACCCACAGUGGGCAAAAGAGGCUUAAUUGAAGUGCAUAUUGAUCACAGUCUUUUUCCCAGGGUAGGGAGAGUCUAAAAUUACAGGGCAUAUAUUUAAGAUGAGAGGGGAAGGAUUUAAAAGGAUUCCUGAGGGGCAACUUUUUCCGCACAGGGUGUGGUGGGCAUGAGGAAUGAGCUGUCCAGGGAAGCUAUAGAGGUGGGUACAAUUAGUUUAAGACAUUUAGGGAUACAGAAGGUUUAGAGGGAUAAGGGCCAAACACCGUCAAAUGGGAUGCAGAAGUCUUGCAAAACCACCAAAAGCAAGACAAUGCCACCCAUCCACCUCCACAUCUCCUAUCUCCCUUGUGGCUGUGUCUGCUGAUCUCACAUGGGUCUUACCAGCCAUCUCAGAAGCCACUGGAAUGGAAGCAUUUCAUCCUCAAUCACAAGAGACUGCCUAAGAAGAGAAAGAGAUACUUUGGUGCUGAUGUGAUUCCAGAUUGUCCAAGCUUUAUGCUGGAAAUCAAAUUUUAGGAUUACUUUUGAUAGGUCAAUGAAGUACCAGUUUCUAAUGUCACUGUGCGACUACAAGUCCCUCUUGCAGGUUGGUGGAGAGUGGGUCAGUGAUCCAAGGUUUCAUGUAGCCAGUAAGUUCACGAGAUUGAGUUCAGUGUGAGGAGGAUUCUGCAAGUGCUUAGCAAUUAGUCACAUUCUUUGAUAUUGUUCUGCUCACCACAAAUGGUCAGAGAGUCAUGGAAUUAACAAACUAAUUUACCGAAUUCUGCAAAUAUCCCCACUUCCCAAUCCAGAAUCUUCAGGAUCAUUCACUGUAGCCACAUUUUUGAUAAUGCCAAGUUAAAUAUUGUACUUUACCAUGAAUUAAAUGUCUCUUUGCCAGAUAUUCAAUGUUAUUUUGAGAAACUAUCCACUGGUGGUAUGUUAAGUUGUUGUGAAAGAAUGCUAAGUUACAGAGAAAUUACUGACCCUCUUCCAACAGUGCUAUUUAGAGAUUUGGCACAGUGAAGCUCUUAGUAGUUGGUAUGGUGUCAUCUGAAAUGUCAUUUUGUACAGAAAACAA